Molecule: messenger RNA, 1608 nt
Organism: Amphiprion ocellaris (clown anemonefish)
Lineage: Eukaryota; Metazoa; Chordata; Actinopteri; Pomacentridae
Gene: kctd14
Product: potassium channel tetramerization domain containing 14
Exons: 4
Coding region: 89-811 (240 amino acids)
Biological process (GO): protein homooligomerization
Molecular function (GO): protein binding
Source: RefSeq, a predicted model, not a curated record
CAGGUAAGAGGCAGCAGGUCUGGGUUAGGCCACACCCCCUGUGUCCUACCUGUCCAGCUGCUCUCACCUGUCGACUCACCUGUCCACCAUGAGCUUUCCAGAACAAACACCUGAGAAGCUGAUUUCUUCUGCAGCUCCGUUCUCUCCUGUGGUCCACCUGAAUGUCGGAGGUCACCUGUUCAGCUCCACAAUGAGCACGCUCAGAAGACACCCCGACUCCAAGCUGGCCGAGAUGUUUAAUGGACAGAUCAAACCGAGAACCGAUGCUCAGGGACGCUUCUUCAUUGACCGCGACGGAUCACACUUUGGAGCUCUGCUGGAGUUCAUGAGAUCAGAGACACUUCCAACGGAGAACAUCGAGGAGGUCCACCGGGAGGCGCUCUUCUACAACAUCACGGCUCUCAUCAAACGUCUGGAGGAAACUCCUCAGCUGUUUGGAGAGCUGGUCGGUCGGCAGCAGUUCCUGUCCAGAGUCCCACAUUACCAGGAGAACAUCGAGGUUCUGAUCCGGAUCGCCCGAGCUGAGGCCGUCGCCGCCCGUCGCUCCACUAUCAUGAUCUGCGUUCUGCCGUCCAAGGACGAUGUGGGUUUCUAUGAAGAUGCCAUCAGCUGCCUGGAGGCGGACAAGGAGUCAGUGGUGACGUUUGGUCCGUGGACGGCGUCUCCGUCGGCCCGGGACCUGCUGGACUGUGUGAAGAUGGACAUCGAGAGUCAAGGCUACCGGGUGGAGAUCCAGCCUCACGUCAUGGAGAGGAGCUUCAUGUCCCGGAGCUACGACUACUUCUACAGGCUCACCUUCACCUGGUGGUAGCAUCUCCACCUUCAUCUGGUGGUUCCAUCUCCACUUUCACCUGGUGGUUCCAUCUCCACCUUCACCUGGUGGUUCUAUCUCCACCUUCACCUGGUGGUUCCAUUUCCAGCUUCACCUGGUGGUUCCAUUUCCACUUUCACCUGGUGGUUCCAUCUCCACCUUCACCUGGUGGUUCCAUCUCCACCUUCACCUGGUGGUAGCAGCUCCACCUUCACCUGGUGGUUCCAUUUCCACCUUCACCUGGUGGUAGCAUCUCCACCUUCACCUGCUGGUUCCAUCUCCACCUUCACCUGGUGGUUCCAUUUCCACCUUCACCUGGUGGUAGCAUCUCCACUUUCACCUGGUGGUGACGCUAACAUUUAUAAACUCACUUGGUGGUGACGCCUCCACAGAUGAUAAAAACAUGUCCUGAGUGACUCAACUAUUCUCCAACGUGACUUAUUUAGUCCAAAAUGACGAAAAAUCGUGAAAAUCUGUUUAAGUCGCUCAGAACUGUCCAAAAUGACACAUUCCUACAAUUCCUGAGAUGUUUUUUCUUACGAAUGACUCAAGCCGUCAUCAAGUCCUGGUGUCAGUCAGAACCAUGUGGGUCCAUGACGAAGUAUCUAGAAAAGUUCUUUAAAGAACCAGUUUUUCUGUUCUGAAGGAACCAUUUUCUAAUUUAUUUUGGUUUGGAUCCGUUUUGGCCACCAGAGGUCAGUAGAGCCUCUGUUUGUGAUUCUGUGGUUUAAAAACAGUUUUUAUUUUUAUCUCUUUACUUCUUUAAAACAAAUAAAAAAUACAUUUUAUCAACCUGA